AUGCAGUACUGGAACUCCACCCUGGACAGGGGCUUUAUGUUGAUGGGGAUUCUGAAUGACAGUGGGUCUCCUCAACUGCUCUGUGCCACAUUCACUGUCCUGUAUCUGUUGGCCCUGACCAGCAAUGGCCUACUGCUCUUGGUCAUCACAAUGGAUUCCCGGCUCCACGUGCCCAUGUACUUCCUGCUCGGGCAGCUCUCACUCAUGGACCUCCUCUUCACAUCUGUUGUCACUCCCAAGGCCCUCAUGGAUUUUCUGUGCAGUGAAAACACCAUCUCCUUUGCAGGCUGUGCCCUUCAGAUGUUUCUGGCAUUGAUGCUGGGUGGUGCAGAGGACCUGCUACUGGCCUUCAUGGCCUAUGAUAGAUAUGUGGCCAUUUGUCAUCCUCUGAACUACAUGGUCUUCAUGAGGCCAAGGGUCUGUUGGCUCAUGGUGUCCACAGCCUGGAUACUGUCAUUCAUGAAUGCUCUAGGACAUACCUUCUAUACCAUGCAAUAUCCCUUCUGCAAAGCCCGGAAGAUCAGACACCUGCUCUGUGAGAUCCCACCUUUGCUGAAGUUGGCCUGUGCAGAUACUUCCAGAUAUGAACUCUUUGUGUAUGUGAUGGGUGUGACCUUCCUGAUGCCCCCUCUUGUUGCAGUAAUUUCUUCCUAUGCACUAAUCCUGUUUACUGUGCUUCACAUGCCCUCAAAUGAGGGGAGGCAGAAAGCCCUAGUCACCUGCUCUUCCCAUCUGACUGUAGUUGGGAUGUUCUAUGGAGCUGCCACAUUCAUGUAUGUCCUGCCUAGUUCCCUUCACAGCCCCAAGCAAGACAACAUCAUCUCUGUUUUCUACACGAUUGUCACUCCUGCCCUGAACCCUCUUAUCUACAGCUUGAGGAAUAAGGAGGUCAUGGGGGUCCUGAAGAAAGUCCUGGGAAAAUACAUGCUAUGGACACACUCCACCAUCUAG
Hyaena hyaena (striped hyena) is the source of this 951-nucleotide messenger RNA. RefSeq names its product olfactory receptor 2AG1-like. Gene Ontology annotation, biological process: G protein-coupled receptor signaling pathway. Gene Ontology annotation, cellular component: membrane. Lineage: Eukaryota; Metazoa; Chordata; Mammalia; Carnivora; Hyaenidae. The record is from RefSeq and is a predicted model, not a curated record. The transcript has a single exon. The coding region runs from base 1 to 951 and encodes 316 amino acids. Gene Ontology annotation, molecular function: G protein-coupled receptor activity; olfactory receptor activity.